AGGGGGAAAAGAGGUGUUGCCAAGGAAGGCAAGGGGGCGUGUCCUUAUCGCCGCGUUGAGGGCGCCAGUUGGGAGGCAGUCGCGGCUGGUGGUGGUAGAAGAAGGUGGGAGGGUGCGCGCGCGGACGUCUGGUUGGCCGCUCGGCCAACCGUCCGUAAGGCGAGCUCGGCGGCGGCGGCACAGGGCGGCGCGCGCGCGGAGGGGCGCCCAUGGUGUGGCCUCAUGUCUAAGACGCUGCGGAGGAAGCGCCACUGGCUCAGCAAGGUGCAGGAGUGCUCCGUGUCCUGGGGGAGCGGCUCCGGCCCAGACCCCGACCUUUUGCGGGGCGGCGCCGAACGGGGAGAAUUCCCUUACCUCGGGGGCCGCCUGCUGACAGUGGCCGACUCCGGCGGCGGAGCCGGCUCCGUUUUGCUUUCAGGGAAGCCCCCUGCCCCCGGGGAUGUACUGCUGGAGGUAAACGGGACCCCGGUGAGCGGCCUCACUCACCGCGACACCCUAGCCGUCAUCCGCCACUUCAGGGAGCCGGUGCGCCUCAAGACCGUGCGGCCAGGCAAAGUCAUCAACAAAGAUUUACGUCACUACCUAAGCCUACAGUUUCAGAAAGGUUCCGUUGAUCACAAACUGCAACAGGUUAUCAGAGAUAAUCUUUACUUGAGAACUAUUCCAUGCACUACAAGAGCUCCCAGAGAUGGGGAAGUCCCUGGAGUGGACUAUAAUUUUAUACCUGUUGACCAAUUCAAGGCAUUGGAAGAAAGUGGAGCUUUGCUAGAAAGUGGAACAUAUGAUGGUAAUUUCUAUGGGACUCCUAAACCUCCAGCUGAGCCUAGUCCAUUCCAACCUGAUCCAGUGGACCAGGUGCUUUUUGAUAACGAUUUUGACCUGGAAUCCCAAAGAAAAAGGACAACAUCUGUCAGCAAAAUGCAGAAAAUGGACACUUCCCUUCCUGAAGAAGAAGAGGAAGAAGAAAAAGUAGCAAUUAAUGGUAAUGGAGGAACAGAAUUCAAAGAGCGACAUUUGGACUCUUCUGAUUGGAUGAAAACUGUUCCUAGUUAUAGUCAAACAAAUAGUUCUCUGGAUUUCAAAAAUUAUUUAUCGAGGGAAGAAAACUUAGAGCCUCUGCCCAAGAACUGGGAGAUGGCCUACACAGAUACCGGGAUGAUCUAUUUCAUUGACCACAAUACGAAAACUACCACCUGGCUGGAUCCUCGUCUGUGUAAAAAGGCCAAAGCCCCUGAAGACUGUGAAGAUGGAGAGCUUCCUUAUGGCUGGGAAAAAAUAGAAGACCCUCAGUAUGGAACAUACUAUGUUGAUCACAUCAACCAGAAAACUCAAUUUGAAAACCCAGUUUUGGAAGCCAAACGGAAAAAACAGCUAGGACAGACUGAUGGAGGCUUGUCAAAUCCAGAGCAAGCAAAACCUUUCUUUACUCGAGAUCCAUCACAAUUGAUAGGGACACUAAUACGAACAUCACUGAAGAAAAGUACUAUGGGAUUUGGAUUCACAAUAAUUGGCGGAGACAGACCAGAUGAAUUUCUACAGGUGAAGAAUGUGUUAAAGGAUGGACCUGCUGCACAAGAUGGCAAAAUUUCAUCAGGUGAUGUCAUUGUAGAUAUAAAUGGUACAUGUGUCCUUGGCCAUACCCAUGCUGAUGUUGUCCAGAUGUUUCAAUUCGUUCCCGUCAAUCAGUAUGUGAAUAUGACAUUGUGUCGUGGAUAUCCUCUGCCUGAUGAAAGUGAAGAUCCUGUUGUAGAUAUUGUUACAGCCACUCCUGUCUUAAAUGGCCAGCCAGUUACAAAAGGAGAUACCUGUAUACUCAGUCAGGAUUUAAUCCCAGGAACAGUGGUUUUGGAUCACAAUAGUAAAACUGGACAUAUAUUAGUCAAUGGACGCCUGAAUGGUCCUUCAGCAAUAGACUUUGGAGAAGAAAGGGCUACAGGGUCUUCUUCAGGAUGUUCUCAAACAGAAAUGGUCACAAUUCCUCUGAUCAAGGGACCUAAAGGUUUUGGAUUUGCAAUAGCAGAUAGUCCUGCAGGACAAAAGGUGAAGAUGAUUUUAGACAGCCAGUGGUGUCAUGGACUUCAGAAAGGGGAUGUAAUUAAAGAGAUUUAUCAUCAGAAUGUACAGAAUUUAACACACAUCCAGGUAGUAGAAGUUCUGAAGCAGUUCCCAGUUGGAGCAGAGGUGCCACUGCUUAUCCUAAGAGGAGGACCUUCCUCACCUACAAAAACUCCCAGUAUUGAUAAUAAAAUAAAUAAGCAGGAAAAUUCAGGAAGCUUAGAGGCCAUUGGUGAGCCUGUUCCGCAUCCAAUGCCUUUUCCACCUACUUCUGUGAAGUCAUCUUCUCCAAAGCUUGACCCUUCUGAAGUUUAUCUGAAAUCUAAAAUAUUAUUUGAAGAUAAACCUCCAAACACAAAGGAUUUAGAUGUUUUCCUUCGAAAGCAAGAAUCUGGGUUUGGUUUCCGAGUUCUUGGAGGAGAUGGUCCAGAUCAGUCAAUCUACAUUGGAGCAAUCAUCCCACUGGGAGCAGCAGAGAAAGAUGGUAGACUCCGUGCUGCUGAUGAGCUUAUAUGCAUUGAUGGAAUCCAAGUGAAAGGGAAAUCACAUAAGCAAGUUCUGGAUUUAAUGACAAGUGCUGCACGAAAUGGACAGGUGCUACUGACUGUUCGCAGGAAAAUCUACUUUGGUGCUGAUAAACAACCAGAAGAAGAAAUAACAUCUGAAGUUCCUUUCAUCUCCCAGAGUGGCUCCCCUAGACUUAACCGACAAGAGAUAAUCAACAAACAGUUCCCAGAAGCUUAUGAAGUAGUACUGCAACGAAAGGAAAAUGAAGGAUUUGGUUUUGUGAUCCUUACCUCAAAGAAUAAACCACCACGUGGUGUAAUUCCUCAUAAGAUUGGACGUGUUAUAGAUGGAAGUCCAGCUGAUCAAUGUGGAAAACUGAAAGUAGGAGAUAGAAUUUCUGCAGUGAAUGGACAAUCAAUUAUAGACUUGUCGCAUGAAAAUAUUGUGCAGCUGAUCAAAGAUGCAGGGAAUACUGUCACACUCACUGUUAUUGCUGAAGAAGAGCACCGUGGUCCCCCAUCAGGAGCAAACUCCGCCAGACAGAGUCCAAUUGUACAGCAUCGAGUUCUUGGACCAGUUCCAGCUUCUUCUGUGUCUACUGACAGGGGUGCUAUAGAAGCUGAUGGCGGAAAAGAACAAUGCAGCAAUUACAAGCACUUCUCAUUAACUGAAGUUGUUGGGUCUCUCGGAGGGAGCACACUUUCUCAGAAUCCUGGUUGUUAUCCAGUAGAACUGGAGAGAGGUCCUCGAGGCUUUGGAUUUAGCCUUCGUGGUGGAAAAGAGUAUAAUAUGGGGCUAUUUAUUCUUCGACUAGCUGAGGAAGGGCCUGCCAUUAAAGAUGGGAGAAUUCAUGUUGGUGACCAGAUUGUUGAAAUCAAUGGCAAACCUACACAAGGAAUCACCCAUACUCGAGCCAUUGAAUUGAUUCAGUCUGGAGGAAAUAAAGUUCUUCUCCUUUUGCGACCAGGGACUGGAUUAAUACCAGACCAUGGUGGUCUGGAUAGUUUUAAUCCAGUAUCCUCAAGUGUAAUCCAUGGUGAACAGACUUCACUUCCCUCAUCAUCACAUUCUGCUUACACAUCUGAAGCAUCUCAUUUGCCAGAAUCAGAAGCUCUAAUGAAAUUUCAGAUGUCUGAGAAACUAGAAAAACUGACGAACACUGUGCCUGAAAAGAAAAGCACUUUAAUGGAAAACUAUUUGGAGAUAAAGAAAACAGUUUGUCCACAGAGGCAAGUGAACAACUGGGACCACACUUUCAUUCCAGAUAAUAAAGUGAUGCACAGUACUGCACAAUUAGCAUCAGGCAAUGCAGCCAGUAAAAGCCAAUCAGCUAGUCCCCAGAAGUUGAGCAAUAGUCCUUCCAGAGAUCAUAAUCAACUUCCAUUCGAUAGAUCUAAGAAAAGUGAAACUAAACAUCUAGAUGAGAAUUGCUUAGACCACUUAAAAAGACCAAAAAGAAAUGAAAGUGGUAAUCUGGGAACCUUUGAGAAUGCUGAUACAGAGAAAAUUCUGGCCAAGGGGAAAAGAGACCUGUCUGUCAGUCCCCAAAAAUAUCCAAAGAGAGAGAGAAGCAGAGAAAAACUGGACAUAGACUUUCAAAGCAAAACAGCUGCUAAUAAUACAAGUUCUAGUAGGCUGCUAAAAACUGAAAAGGUAAAAUUAGGAGUCACAAAAGAAAUAACAAAGCCAAAUUCAUCUACAAAUAACUCAAAAUAUCCUUCAGAGAUACAGCAUGCCAAGGUAGAACAGUUUCUCUCAUUUUCUAAGACUAAUCAGCCUGAAAAGAAAAUCUUGGAAGAUGAGAACAUGAAACGUUCUAAGCAAUUUCAGAAGUCAGGUCUUCCUGAUGAUUCAUUCAUUUCUGUGGAUAAAAACUCUAGACUAGAAGCAGAUGAGCCUCUUUUCCUGAACAAACUUACAGAUAACUUGGAGCUAGCUGAUAAAACCAAAGACGAUGGAAUGUCCAAAUCCGAGAGCAGUUCUCCGGUAAAGAAAACAAUAGUUCCUGGACCUUGGAAAGUACCAAGUACAAGUCGUGUCACAAAAGCAAUGGGUCUGACUAACAAACGGGUUUGAUUGACCAACUUUUUUAAGAACACAUUUUAAUCAGGUUUUUAAAUGUAGUCAUUAAACUUUUCCCCAGAAAACUCAUAUUUUUUUUAGACACUGUGACAGAAUGGAAAGUACAUUUGAUUUGAUCUUUUAUUAGGCUGCAUGAAGGACCUUUUCAGAUUGCAUAUCAGAAACUCUUCAAAAGCUGUUGUCCUUUUGUCU
Ahaetulla prasina is the source of this 4836-nucleotide messenger RNA. It is a transcript of the gene MAGI3, whose product is annotated as membrane associated guanylate kinase, WW and PDZ domain containing 3. Gene Ontology annotation, molecular function: protein binding. The transcript has 21 exons. Gene Ontology annotation, cellular component: cytoplasm. Gene Ontology annotation, biological process: signal transduction. Lineage: Eukaryota; Metazoa; Chordata; Lepidosauria; Squamata; Colubridae. The record is from RefSeq and is a predicted model, not a curated record. Bases 223 to 4638 code for a protein of 1471 amino acids.